AUGACCAGCAGUGCUCCUGAAGAGGAAGAUGACGGUACAACACAAGCAACGACUAGGUCUACCACUGCGCGCCCAGCAACGACCCAAACGCGUACUACGUCCCAAGUACCGAGCACAACUCAGUCUGGUGACGUAAACUGCCAGUGGGAAACAUGGGCCGACUGGAGUGCUUGCCAGUUUUCCUGCGGUGGAGGACAGUCCAUGCGAACCAGAAAGGUCAAGGUCAUGGCACAGGGCAAGGGGGCUGCAUGCGAGAACGGUGACAAGGAGACCCGCGACUGCAACUACAAUCCUUGCCCUGUGGAUUGCGCCUGGGACGAGUGGUCUCCCUGGGGUACAUGUUCGGCAACCUGUGGAAUGGGAACCAAGGUGAAGACCCGCGCGCAGAAGCGAUCAGAACAAUAUGGAGGCAACGCCUGCUCUGGAAAUUCCAGUGCAGCAGCGGAGUGCCAGGACAAGGUCUGCCCUGUCGACUGCAAAUGGAGUGACUGGGGCGAUUGGGAAGGCUGCUCCAAGUCUUGCGGAGACGGGCAGCGGUCGAGGUAUCGAAGCUUUGCCCAGAUAAAGAAUGCAGUCGGCAAAGAGUGUAUUGGACAGAACCUGCAGACAGAAGGAUGCGGCAUGAAUGCCUGUCCGGUGGACUGUGUCAUGGAAGACUGGCAGCCUUGGGAACCUUGUGAUGUCACCUGUGGGACAGGUGCCACUCGGAGAGCGCGCAAGGCACUGACACUUCCUGCUUUCGGUGGCGAGAAGUGUGGCUCGGUAUCCGAGAACAAGACGUGUGACAAUGGCGUGUGCCCCGUGCAUUGCCAGCUCUCUGACUGGACGCAGUGGGCGGAAUGCAGCAUCAGUUGCACGAGUGAUGGCACACCAGGAACAACAAAGAGGUUCCGAACAGUGGCAACGCAGAAGAAUUUCCUGGGGGAUGAUUGUGUCGGUGAACUGGAGCAAAGCACGUCAUGCAGCAAGGAGCAAUGCCCCAUCAAUUGCGAUAUGUCCGACUGGUCCCAAUGGUCUGAUUGCAGCACCUCCUGUGGGCCAGGCGUUGUUGGGCGUCAGCGUGAUAUUGCCAGUGCAGCUCAAUACGGUGGUGAAGAGUGCACCAACGAAACAUAUGAGGAAAAGUAUUGCUCCAGAGAUACCUGCCCUGUGGACUGCCAGUGGUCAGAUUGGCAGGACUGGCAUGCAUGCUCUGUCUCAUGUGGUACUGGAAGCAGUUAUCGCAUGCGUCUGAUUCAGACCCCGAUGCUGCAUGGUGGGAGAGAUUGCGAAGGUGACUAUCGGCAGUCACGUGAUUGUAACCCUGCUUUUUGCCCACUUCACUGUGAAUGGGGCGACUGGGCCCAGUGGGGCGAAUGCAGCGCAUCAUGUGGUGACGGUUCAGCACAGAGGGGCAGGGAAGUGAAAGUGCGAGCUGACUAUGGUGGGACACCAUGCGAUGGAGAUAGCUAUGGAAGCAAGAAUUGCAGCAACAUGGCUUGUCCUGUAGACUGCGCGUGGUCAGACUGGGCCCCGUGGGGCACUUGCUCUUCAUCGUGCGGCACUGGACUACAGGCUCGCAAGAGAGAGAACUCCGAAGCCCGGAAUGGGGGAGCGGAUUGCUAUGGAAAUGCGACCGAGUCCACUUCAUGCGUGGAUCUUCCUCCAUGUCCAGUGGACUGCGAGUGGGAUGAUUGGACCCAGUGGGCGGGCUGCACGGUCUCCUGUGGCGCGGGAUUUCAAAGAAGGAGCAGAAUUCGGAAGCUCUACGAAAAAGACGGAGGCCAUACCUGCUUUGGAACAGAAGAUGAUGAACAGGUUUGCAAUCUGGAUCCAUGCCCCGUGGAUUGUGCUCUUGGCGAUUGGACGCGGUGGUCGGACUGCUCGGUCUCCUGUGGCCCAGCUGGCCAGCAAACAAGGUCUCGUGCCAUUGUGCGGCACGGCUCCCUUGGGGGUGUCCCAUGCAACACCAGCAAUCUCACCGCAUCAACAAAAUGCGAGGAUGUGCCCUGUCCCGUCCACUGCGAGUGGGCAACUUGGGGUCAGUGGAGCAAGUGCUCGAAGGAGUGCAAUGGCGGCCUCACAUCUCGGCAAAGGUCGGAGAACAUUUCAGCAGCCCACGGGGGACGAAAGUGCGAAGGAUCAGCGGCCGAGGAGAUGGUAUGCAAUCCUCACGGCUGCCCCGUGGACUGCAAGUUUGAAGACUGGGCAGAGUGGGGCGGAUGCUCCAAAAGCUGUGGCUCCGGAAACAGGACUGCUGGUCGUGUGCUCAUUACUCCAGCCCAAUGGGGUGGUACACCGUGUGAUGGUGGAAUUGAGAAGAUGGAGCUUUGUAAUGAACAGCCGUGCCCGCUGGACUGCACGUGGAGCGACUGGUCCCAUCUCUCGCUUUGCUCGCAGACGUGCGGUGGCGGAGUUAUGACAAGGACCAGGUCACCGAAUUCCGAAAUGUACGGCGGGAAGGCUUGCAUCGGCCAUGAGCUCGAAUCUGUGCCAUGCAACACCCAAGGCUGCGCACAGGACUGUCAGUGGGCCCAAUGGACGGAGUGGACGGGCUGCUCGAAAGAGUGUGGCGGCGGAUCCAUCAAGCGCGUCCGUGACGUGCUGGUGAAAAGGGCCUUUGGCGGCGAGCCCUGCAUUGGCCCGGGCGUGGAGGAGGCCGGCUGCAACUUUGACGUGUGCCCCACGCACUGCAAGUGGAGUGACUGGGAGCAGUGGAGCCCGUGCCCUGCCAGCUGCAACGGCGGCACGCGUUCGAAGAGCCGCACCCGGGUGACGGAAGCGGCCAACGGGGGCAAGGCUUGUGAGGGAAACCGCACCGAGGUGGCGAAGUGCAACACGGACCCCUGCCCCGUGGACUGCAGCUUCGAGCUGUGGCAGGAGUGGGGCGACUGCUCCGCUUCCUGCGGCCAGGGCACGCGCUUCCGCACUCGGGUGAAGAAGGCGGAGCUCUACGGUGGUGCGGCUUGCCAAGACCUCAUGUGGGAGGUCGGCCAGUGCAGCAAUCCGGAUGAAGUGAACUGCCCGUCCUCCACAAGCACCACGACCACUUUGGCCCUCCUGAAGCUGCCAGAGGGCCAAUUGGCCUGGAGUCACCUUCACAAUGUUUGGGAGCCACAGGCAAGUCGUGGAACAUUGGGAAUUCCUUCGCCAGAAGAGCUCACAAAGACUUUUUCUGAGAGUAAAAAUCCAAGCUAUCCGGGGAAGGCUUACAAGCCUGUGAUACCUUGCCCAGAUGAUGAUAUGAACAAAACGCUGGAAGCCUACGAGACGAUCAAGUCGAAGCCAGACGCGGCCAGUCGUUUGAAUAUAUCGGAGGCGGUAGCUGUAAAGGCUAUUGACGAUAUCAUUGCCAACCUCACGGGAAAGGCCCCGCCAGGAUCCAAGGAGAUUGCAGACCGCAUCGCGCAAGCGGGCAUCGGCGCCAACACAGACGUGGCGGAGAUGCGCAACCUUACUGGUUCAGACUUGCCGUUCGGGAAAGCAGCGGACAACAUCUCAGAGCUGGCAAAGACAGCGGGAGCUGCACCCGACACACCGGCAACGAUGAAGAACUUCACUGACGCUUUCGAAAGUCGCCCAGACAAGCAGAAGGACGGCCGGGAUGUUGUAGCAGAAGUGGCGGGAGACCUUGGGUUGGACGUCAUGGAAGCAGAUGAAUUUGUUGGGAAUCCCAAUGUGUCAGUCAUCAUGGAGAAAGCCAUUGCGAGUUUAUGUGGUGCUUUGCCGGCAGACGUCAAGGUUGACGUUACCAUCCCCCAGGCCAUGCUCCUCUCGCAAGUGCAGAAGAGGUUGAAAGGAAAUGUCAAUGUGGCAUAUAUGGUUGAGGUGUACAAGCAAGACGCCAGUAAAGGCCAAGCUACGAAGUUGGCUUCACAGAUAUCCAACUCGGACAUCAACACCGUUACGUCCGAAGUCAGGAGACAGGUAGCUGCUGUGGGCCUGACCUUUACCCUGAGAGCGGUCAGCUUGAGUGUCACAGUUCUGCCGGUCACCACUGAUGGCAACAUUGAUGUAACGACUGGUGAGGAUGGGAAUGCUUCCGUCGAGGAUGCCAUGCCGACAGCAGUGGUGGACGGCAAAGCGAAGGCACCUAAAGAUGCCAAUGCCAUGGUGGAGACUGCACAGAAGCAGUCGAAGGCCACUGCAAGGCUUCACCACCAGUCAGCUCAGGUGACAGUGAAGAAGGAUCAAGAUGAGGUGCCAGGCAGCCAGCCUGCCCAAAAGUCUGGCGCCGGCGGACGCAUCAUGGCAGCUGCUAUUCUUGCCAGUGCGUUCAACCUCAUUUUCUGCGUUGCUGUGUGA
Molecule: messenger RNA, 4284 nt
Organism: Effrenium voratum
Lineage: Eukaryota; Dinophyceae; Suessiales; Symbiodiniaceae
Source: the annotation of a GenBank genome assembly